AUGCGUAAACCACGAUGUGAUCUCCCAGAUAUUCCACAUCAUGAGCACAAUACAGGUAUACAUAAAUGGAUGAAAAUAAAUCUUACGUGGAACUUUCAUUUGGCAAAUGCAAAUAUCUUAAAAACUGCGGCAUUCGCAUUCUCGUUAUGGGCAGCAAAUUCAUCCUUAUCAUUCGAGCGUAAAAUAUUAAACCCUGACAUUUUAAUAUCUUACCGUAGUGGUACUCACACAUAUGUUGAUCACAAACGUAACGCAGAAAUUUGCCCCUCUUCAUUCGACGGUCGUGGUGGAGUACUCGCUCACGCGUUUUAUCCUUCACGCAAUCCUAAUUACACCACCGAAAUACAUGUUGACAAUGCAGAAGCCUGGCACAUAUACCUAGACGAUAAAAUACCUUUCAACUCGGAACGUCUACUUCAUACAUUAACACAUGAAAUCGGACAUUCGUUAGGACUAAUGCACAGUUCGCGCGAAGAUUCUGUAAUGUUUGCGUUUACUAAAAAUACUAAUACAACUGUUAAACUCAACUUAGAAGAUAUUUUAGCGAUUCAGCAUCUAUAUGGAAGUAACAAACCAGGAAUAACAACAACUACUACUACUACUACUAUAAAACCACCAACAACGACUACUAAAAUUCCAACAAAUAAGCCUGAUAAAAUAGAUCUCUGUGAAUUACAAUAUGUGGAUACUAUAUUAAUAUUAAAUCAUCGAAUAUUCGUCACGUAUUAA
Trachymyrmex cornetzi is the source of this 729-nucleotide messenger RNA. Its product is annotated as matrix metalloproteinase-9-like. Gene Ontology annotation, cellular component: extracellular matrix. The coding region runs from base 1 to 729 and encodes 242 amino acids. Gene Ontology annotation, biological process: collagen catabolic process; extracellular matrix organization; proteolysis. Gene Ontology annotation, molecular function: metalloendopeptidase activity; zinc ion binding. NCBI's taxonomy places the organism in Eukaryota, Metazoa, Arthropoda, Insecta, Hymenoptera, Formicidae. The record is from RefSeq and is a predicted model, not a curated record. The transcript has a single exon.